This is a messenger RNA of Botrytis sinoallii, 2829 nucleotides long. RefSeq lists its product as uncharacterized. Gene Ontology annotation, biological process: defense response. The record is from RefSeq and is a predicted model, not a curated record. Gene Ontology annotation, cellular component: extracellular region. The transcript is spliced from 2 exons. The coding region runs from base 1134 to 2447 and encodes 437 amino acids. NCBI's taxonomy places the organism in Eukaryota, Fungi, Ascomycota, Leotiomycetes, Helotiales, Sclerotiniaceae.
UACACUCUUUUGAAUACACGUUCUUAAACAUACAUUCUUUCACCACGCUCUUUUACACCUACCUAUUUGUUUACUUGUAAUUCAUUGAAUAGCCUCCACUUGAGCGCUUACCUACAUAUAUUCUUUUUCCUUGUAGCCUUUUCUUGGAGUUGAAACUUCUGCAGGUGCUUAAUAUAUCAUUCCAUACCUAGCAGUACAUGUACUGGCUGGCUCACAGACUUCGAUUCCAACCCCUUGCAAGCUCCCGCUGUCAAAAAAAGAAUCAAACUUCGUCCAUAAAGCGUUGAGAUUUGAGGGUUGGACUGCGGCGUGGAGGGACCGUACGGAGGGAUAGGAAUAAGGAUAAGAGGGGUCGAAAUCAAGAUUUGUAUCCUGGUCGUUUCGUGCGAAGACGAGGAAUAUAUAUUUAUAGCGGUCUUGCAAUUGGUACUUUUAUCCCACCCUUUCGAUUUCACAAACGAGUAUUCGGAGCCAAGGUACUCGGAUACGUCAUUUUCUUGUUUUUGAAGGUGUGAUAGGAUAGGAUACUUGGGUGUACGAUACCUAGGAUACACACUUGGUGAUUUGGUGGAGGGGUAGUUUUGGAGGGCUGAAGAGGGAUUUGGAUGAUUGAUUGAACGGCUUUUCUGAGUGUUAUUGAAGGGUUCCUGCUCCACUGUCUGUUUACCUGGGAGAUUUCGUCUGGGGUUUAUUUACUUGACUGGUCGUCGGCUUUUCUCCAUAAUUGCAACUUUGAACUCUGACUUGGAAAAUUGGACCUGGGAAGUUUGGUCUUGGUUUAAAAGGGAUUGAGUGAUUGGUAUUGAAACGAUUUGUUUGGGAAGUUUCUGACCAACCAUAUCCAUUCACAUCAGAUCGGAGGAGAAUAAUCAUAUCAAACGAGACCAACCAGGCCAAUUCAACCAAGUCGAAGAAAUCUUGCUUCAUCUUACCCACGAUAUCAAGGAAUAAUCCGUGGCGAUCCAGGAUCCUCGAUUCUAUUAUACCUUUACCUUCCUCUGGCUUGUUUUUGUUUGUUUUGAUACUUUGCUUUCUUUUUCUACGAACUUGUGUUGAGAUACAAAUUUACGGAUGUGAAUAAGAGUUACGACUUUACGAAUUGAACGACAACAUAUUUUGAGGACGAAUUCAUAAUGAAGUGCGAAAAAGCACAGGACAGGAUGAGUUCUACCAAAUCGCAUCGAUCGCGAAAAUCCUCCUCAAUGUCCAGAAAACUCCUGGCUGCUAGCAUCUGUCUUGCUAUACUUCCUAUUGCAGAUGCUCAUACAUACUAUCGCAAUAGAGCUACCUGGAAACCAAAUUGGGACCCCAAUCGACCUGUUCGAAAAGGUCCGCCUAAGAAGAGAGAUGGAGCAAUUCCACUGGUAAUAACCAACAUGUGUCCUGAAACGAUAUGGCCUGGAAUUGGUACUCAAGCAGGAACUGGUGCUGGAGUCGGAGGAUUUCCACUUAAAACUGGAGAGAGUAAGUCCUUGACAGUCAGUGCCGAUUGGCAAGGAAGAAUUUGGGGACGCACCAAUUGUAGUUUUGCGGUUGGAGGUGGUGGAGCUAGUAACGCUGCCGGAAAUGAUGGUUCUGGUUCUGCUUGUGUUACUGGUGAUUGUGGUGGUCUCUUGGAUUGUUCUAUCACUGGAGAGACUCCUGUUACUCUAGCGGAGUUUGAUUUGGCGGGAAAUGGAGGUUCUCAGACUUUCUACGAUAUUUCUCUAGUGGAUGGCUACAAUAUCCCUAUGGGAGUUGUGUAUAUUCCUGGUGAAAAUGCCGCACUCCAGGCCAUUCCACCGAAUCUUGUAAAUGCCGCUUGUAUCGCCUCAACCGGUUAUCUCGCGCCCCCGGCUACCACAGGUACAAAUGGCAACUCCUCAAAUUCCACUUACCCCAUUCCAUUAGAGAGCACAGUUACCAACGACGCAGCUAUGAGUUGGUGUCCAUGGAAUCUUCAAAAAACUCCACCUGACAAACCAGGUGAUGGCGUCUACCCUUACCCGGACGACAAGAUCCAGCGUCCGACAUUCGAUCCUUGUCUUUCCGCCUGUGCUAAAGAUAACAAGGCGUCGGAUUGUUGCACAGGUGCUUAUGAUCAACCUCAACUAUGUCCUCGCAAUGAUUUUGCAAAUGCGGCAAAUACCAUCUGUCCAGAUGCAUAUGGUUAUCCGUUUGAUGAUCAAACUUCCACGUUCGUUAUUCCUACGGGAGGUGGAUGGGAAAUUGUGUUUUGUCCAAUAGGAAGGAGUACGAAUAUUUUGAAGGUAUUAGGGGAUCAGAUGAGGAAAAUAGCUAGUGCGGGGAAAGUCACAAAGGAUAUUAUUGAGGCCGCGAUGAACGAGACGUAUAUUAAUGAAAUGGCGGUUAAGAGUACGGCGGGAGAGGGAUUGUCGGAGAAAGCGAAAUUGGGGAGCUGGGGGGCGUUGGUGGGAGUACUGGUUUGGGGAAUUUGGUUGUGUUGAUAUUUUGAUAAUGGAAGGGGGGCGGAUAGAUUGGGUUAGAUUGGAUUGGAUGAUUGGACGGGAGGAUGGAGAAUGCAUGUUUUGUGGCGUUGAGAUACCCUUAUUAUUGUGUAUUGGAUUUUUAUUUGCUUUCGUCUGGUGGAUGGAUGGUAUGGUAUAAGAUGAGAUAAGAUGAGAAGAGAAGAGAAGAUGAGAUGAGAUGAAUGACGUACCUGAGUUUUCUUAUGAUACCUUUACCUAUUAGAUACCAUUAUGUUACUGCAAGUUUAUAACUUGGAACAUGUGAAACUUCUUAGUGAAAUUGAGCACCAGAGUAUAGAUUCAGAUGAAAUGUCAAGCUAGAAGAAGAAGAAGACUAAAUGUAAAAGGCAGCCCUGAGACC